UGCCAAGAAGCUAAGCAACUGUGGCUUCUAAACUCAUAUAAAUAGCCCCAGUUGAUCAAGCCAUAAAGGCGAUAGCAUAACCCCAAUACAAUUCAUUCGUUACCAUGUCACAUCAUAAAGAGAGUCUAAUUACGACGACCCAUGAAGAAGAACAACCGCCCCCACCUUACGAAUCUGUUUCUCUCACCGAUCGCCUUGAAUCCCCACCGAUGCCAGCCGCAGUAGCGUAUACGAGCAAUCACACAUCAGCCGUUUCCGGCCAAUAUGCGAGCGAGCCCAUUUAUCAAAGCCAUUCAACCAGUCGUCGUCCGGGCCUUUUAGGCAUCCUGAGGUCAAUUAUAACCUCAGUUGUCGAUAAAAGGCAACAAGCUUCUAGAAUGGUAACCGAAGGAAACGUUACCACCGCCAUUCCACCCGUAAACCCGGAAUCGGUAGGCGAUUCGGUAUCUACAUGUCCGACACGUCGCUGUCAACGCAAAUGUCGACGUCAACAACGCAAAGCUGACCGUCGACAGCACAGACAGGCACGAAGACAUCGCAGAUAUUGCACUCAUCAUACAUAACCAAUCAAUCCAACGUCCCUGAUCAUGCUCUCAAAAAGGAAAGAUUUUCCUAAGGUUAAUAGAAAAAAGAGCCUGUUAGUCAGGUAUUUGUAAGCUAUACGAGCUAUGAUAUAACAUGUUCCUUAUCAAUAUUUACCUCCACCGUCAUUGCUCCCUUUGAAACUUGUCUUAUAAUUCAACGCAAGUUAUUUUCGAUUUGAUGAUUUUGAAACAUUUCCAUUUGGUUUGGCGCUCACGCCAUUUUUUUUUUUUUUAUCUUUGACUUGGGGAAUUGUGGCUAUUUUUUU
Radiomyces spectabilis is the source of this 850-nucleotide messenger RNA. RefSeq lists its product as uncharacterized. The record is from RefSeq and is a predicted model, not a curated record. NCBI's taxonomy places the organism in Eukaryota, Fungi, Mucoromycota, Mucoromycetes, Mucorales, Radiomycetaceae. The transcript has a single exon. The coding region runs from base 105 to 563 and encodes 152 amino acids.